AUGUCUUUCGGCAAGCUCUACACGUAUCCCAAGGCGCCCCGAUCCACGAUGGUGCUCUUCGUGGCCAAGUACAAUAAGCUUGACGUCGAAAUUUGCAACGCCUUUCCGAUCAAAUUCCAUACCGGAAAGGUUCCCGCACUGGAGACCGCAGACGGCUUUGCUGUCUACGAAAGCAACGAAGUUGCAUGGUUCCUGGCAAAGCAGGAUCCAAUCACCAAGCUCUGUGGAUCCGGGUUGAAGGAGGAGACGACGGUCCUUCGGUGGGCCUCUUUCACCAACUAUGAGCUCUUACCGCCCAUCAUGGCAUGGAUAGGACCCAUCAUUGGGCGGGCACCCAAUAGCCCGGAGAUUCUCAAAAAUUGCGAGGAGAGCUGUGAGUUGACAAUUCGCGCCAUCGAGACGGAGAUCGCGGGAAAGAGUUAUCUCGUUGGCGACACACUGACCCUUGCCGAUCUUUUCGUUGUUUCUGGUCUCGCAAGAGGUUAUCAAUAUGUUUUCACUAAGAGCUGGGAAGAGAAGCACCCGGUGGUGCAUGAAUACUACAUGCGCAUUAGGAAUGACAAAGAUGGAAUCUUCGACAGCAUCCUCAGACCUAAUGUUAUUCGCGACGAGGCUGGCGGCACGUAUCCUGACUACGAUGGCUUGUAA
Messenger RNA from Colletotrichum phormii, 648 nucleotides. RefSeq names its product elongation factor EF-1 gamma subunit. The record is from RefSeq and is a predicted model, not a curated record. The transcript has 4 exons. NCBI's taxonomy places the organism in Eukaryota, Fungi, Ascomycota, Sordariomycetes, Glomerellales, Glomerellaceae. Gene Ontology annotation, biological process: translational elongation. Bases 1 to 648 code for a protein of 215 amino acids. Gene Ontology annotation, cellular component: cytoplasm; nucleus.